Molecule: messenger RNA, 1977 nt
Organism: Oncorhynchus nerka (sockeye salmon)
Lineage: Eukaryota; Metazoa; Chordata; Actinopteri; Salmoniformes; Salmonidae
Gene: m1ap
Product: meiosis 1 associated protein
Exons: 15
Coding region: 1-1977 (658 amino acids)
Biological process (GO): meiosis I; male meiosis chromosome separation; spermatogenesis
Source: RefSeq, a predicted model, not a curated record
AUGGACGCAAGGAACCGCUCUGGCCCCCCCUCCUCCUCCUUCCAGGUGUGCCGCCCCUCCUUGUUCUCACGGCAACCGCCCCGUGUUCUAAUCGUGGACGCGUCACCGCCCUGGUGGUCAGAGACUGGUACUACGCUGUGUGAGGCUUUGGAUAACUUCCUGACUCUGGCCUGUAGUCUGGACGGACCCUGUAGACUGCCCCUGCUUAGCCUUUACGCUCUGAGUAGACAGCAUGAAUGUCUGCUGCCAUUCGUGCAGGUGAGGGGUAACCUGGCCCGACUGCGUUCCUGUGUGGAGGAGCUGAGGUCUAUACCAGGAGAGGGGUGUGUCCGCGCACCUAGAGGGGAACUGCUCAAACAGGCUGUUUUGGACAGCCUGCAGCAGUUUAAACAGUACACGCGACACACUACCACUCCGAACCAGGCCAACAACAAUGGAUCUGUAGAGGUAACCGUGGUGACGAGCCAGCCAGGGCGUGGCGUGGUGAGGCAGUUGGAGGCGGGCUUAAAGGACACUGACUUGGUGUCUCUACGACGCCUACUAGUGGUCCACGUCAGUACUGCAGGGAGAGGGGAGACUGACUGCUGGGGGCAGGACACACCCUCACCUGAGACUGCAGAGGAGACUGAAGCCAGUCUGAUGUUAGGUACAGAGAUCGACCUGCAGCAUGUAGAGAACAGUGUGAUUGCCAUGGAGAUGGUGUUGAAGGCGUGGCUUCAUGACCAGGGCGGGAAGAAGGAACAACUCCACCUGUUGUUACCACCUGGACUACAGGGAGAGAUUACUACACCUAGUCAUGGACAGAGAGCUAGUCCAGUGUGUGUGAAGUGUGACAUGCAGGAGCUUCUCCUAAGCCCCGCCCUCUUACCUCUGACCCCUGACCUUGGGGUCAAGACGGAGAGCACCAAGGACUUCCUGGUGUCAGGCAAGGGCUUGGCCAAUCAGAGCCCUCCGCCUCAGAGACUCAGAGUCAUCAAGACACUGCGUGCAGACGGCGUGUGUGAGAGUGUGUUGUACGGCCUGCCCCUCAUCAUCAGGCCUACCACCUGUUGGCAAAUGGACUGGGAUGAGAUGGAGAGAAACCAUCACCUCUUCCAUGCUCUCUGUCACACACUCCGGGCUCGUGACUGGUUCCUACUGGUGCGUUCAGAGCCUAUUGGUUCCAGUUCUAUUGGUUCUGGUGUGUGUUGCCACUACCUCCUUCAGCCGUCUGCCUCUCUCUCCCUCCUCCUCAAACCUGUGGCAAACAGAGAGAUGCUGCUGCCCUGCCAACUGCCUGUCUCAAAUCAGGACCCCCCACCUGAUGCACUCACCACCAUACAGAGUUGUGUGGGUCAGCUAGAAGAAGAGUCUCUCUUCAACCCUCUCUUUCUGAGGAGUAACCUCUACCAGCACCUAAGGAGCAGGGGACUACUGUCAGCACCCUCAUAUCCAUACAGGUCCACUGUCACCCUCACCAUGCAGGUGACUGCUGUCACCCUCAUAUCCAUACAGGUACCUACUGUCACCCUCAUAUCCAUACAGGAGACUACUGUCACCCUCAUAUCCAUACAGGUACCUACUGUCACCCUCAUAUCCAUGCAGGUGACUGCUGUCACCCUCAUAUCCAUACAGGUACCUACUGUCACCCUCAUAUCCAUGCAGGUGACUGCUGUCACCCUCAUAUCCAUACAGGUACCUACUGUCACCCUCAUAUCCAUGCAGGUGACUGCUGUCACCCUCAUAUCCAUACAGGUGACUGCUGUCACCACCCUCAUAUCCAUACAGGUGACUACUGUCACCACCCUCAUAUCCAUACAGCAGCAGGGUCGUCAGUUCCAGGGGGGUAACAGGAGAGUCAGGGCCACCGUGGCGCCCCUCCCCUCGGCCCCUCCUCCCUCUAAGAUGUCUCGCCCAACCCUCACCAUGACCCCAGACCCCCGGGCCACCGCCACACCCCUCUGUUCCCACGACGACGAUUUGCUGAUGAUGCUGUGA